UGAUAGCCUUCAUGAGUUACCAACUUUGGAACAUGAUGCAAAAGUACGGUACCUUCGCAGUCGCCUGAGUUCGCAUGCUCAUUACUGACCGAAAGUCUUACAAGCAGUCUGGCUAUAUUUUCAAUGGAAAUCAACCUCCAAAAUGAGGAGAGCGUGCCAGUUCCGUAUGUUGUAGAAGGAAAAUGUGUAUCACGUGAUGAGGGAAUUGCCUGUCAUCAAGCGAUACAGCCAUCGUAGUUGCUUGAUGGUGCAGUAGAAGACCAUCAGCUAUCUUAUCUCUAAUGUAUGCUAGGGAUGUUCAGAAGCUCUCUGGAUUCCAUAUUCGAUGGGUGUUGCACCACGUGAUGCUUAGCGUCGCCCGAAUUUCAACGUCAAGUUCCUUUCUUUCUCAGAAUCAAUCACCGCAUCUCCAUCAUCAGCAGCCUUCGUAUCAUCACCCACUCGGCUUACCAUACCUACCGUACAAUACCCUCACGAGAGCGAGUGGUUUUGAGGCAAUAUGUACUGUUGUCAACGCAAAAAUGGGGAUGUUAAGUUUCUUACAGCAGGCUAAACAAAACAGAAUGCCCGGAGGUAAACCCGGCUUACCCAACAUCAGGUCAUGCAGCAACAAGCUUUUUACUCGUCUUCAAGAACUUGAUCGGACGACUCAAACUGGAUUUCGUUCUCUCGCAUGUCUCAGUUUCGGAGCAGUUCGGAUAACCAAUCGGGACCGAGUCCCGCAUUGUCUGCAGAAGGGUCAAAGCAGCUGAUAGGCGCUGUCAGCCUGUCGCUGAUUGUAGAUCCCAGAUCCCAGAUUCGCCGCUAAAGAUCAUCACAACUCUUCUUGUCUGCUUGCAGAGAUCGCUUAGCGCCUAUCAAACGAAACAACUUGUGUCUAGUCGCCGGGCAGUACGCGCAAUCAACAGCAUCUACCUCUGUCGACAAUUAACUCGACCUUC
Messenger RNA from Mollisia scopiformis, 941 nucleotides. RefSeq lists its product as uncharacterized. Bases 282 to 752 code for a protein of 156 amino acids. NCBI's taxonomy places the organism in Eukaryota, Fungi, Ascomycota, Leotiomycetes, Helotiales, Mollisiaceae. The transcript has a single exon. The record is from RefSeq and is a predicted model, not a curated record.